AUGUCUGUGAUCGGUAUUGAUUUUGGUGCUCAAAGCACCAAGGUUGGUGUGGCCCGCAACAAGGGUAUCGAUAUCAUUACAAAUGAAGUCUCCAACAGAUCUACACCGACCCUCGUGGGAUUCGGCCCUAAGAGCAGAUACCUGGGCGAAACUGCCAAGACCCAAGAAGUCUCCAACCUUAAGAACACCGUCAGCAAUCUCAAACGCCUCAUCGGCCGCAGCUUGAACGACCCCGAUGUGCAGAUUGAGAAGGAAUAUAGCACCGCCACUUUCUGCGAUGUGGAGGGACAAGUUGGUGUUGAGGCUACUUACCUGGGGAAGAAGGACAAGUUCAGCGCUACCCAGCUCGUUGCCAUGUACCUCAACAAGAUUAAGCACACAGCCGAAAGGGAAAUCAAGUUGGCCGUUUCGGAUGUCGUCAUUAGUGUCCCCGCAUGGUUUACCGACGUCCAACGACGGGCAAUGCUUGACGCUGCCGACAUCGCCGGUCUCAAGGCUCUCCGACUGAUCAAUGACACCACAGCCAUCGCUCUCGGUUAUGGUAUCACGAAGCUGGACCUCCCCGGUCCCGAGGAGAAGCCCCGUCGCGUGGCUUUCGUUGAUAUUGGUCACAGUAACUACACUGUCUCCAUUGUGGAAUUCCGCAAGGGAGAGCUUAAUGUCAAAGCCACCGCGUGGGAUCGUCACUUCGGUGGCCGCAACUUCGACAAGGCGCUUACCGACCACUUUGCCGAUGAAUUCAAGGAGAAAUUCAAGAUCGACAUUCGCUCGAACCCGAAGGCUUGGGCCCGCACAUUGACUGCCGCAGAGAAAUUAAAGAAGGUUCUCUCUGCCAAUGCUCAGGCUCCCCUGAGCAUCGAGUCGUUGAUGGACGACAUUGAUGUUCGUGCUAUGGUCAAGCGUGAGGAGAUGCAGGAGAUGGUCCAACCUCUCUUGAACAGACUUGCCGUUCCUUUGGAGCAGGCGCUCGCCGAAGCUAAGCUGAAGCCAGAAGAUAUUGACCACAUCGAGAUGGUGGGUGGUUGUACUCGUGUUCCUAUCAUCAAGGAGACCGUCAGCAACUUUUUCGGCAAGCCCCUUUCUUUCACCCUUAACCAAGACGAGGCCAUUGCUCGUGGUUGCACAUUUAGCUGCGCCAUAUUGUCCCCCGUCUUCCGCGUGCGUGACUUCUCCGUCCACGACAUUGUCAACUAUCCAAUUGAAUUCACUUGGGAGCAGUCGCCAGAGAUUCCAGAUGAGGACACCAGUCUGACGGUCUUCAACAAGGGCAAUGUGCUGCCUUCUACUAAGAUCCUUACAUUCUAUCGACGACAGCCUUUUGAUUUGGAGGCUCGCUAUGCCAAGCCAGACACCCUCCCUGGGAAGGUCAACCCUUGGAUUGGCCGUUUCUCUGUCAAGGGUGUUCAAGCUCAGGACAACAAUGACUUCAUGAUUUGCAAGCUCAAGGCGCGUCUUAACUUGCACGGUAUACUCAACGUCGAGUCUGGAUACUAUGUUGAGGAUGUCGAGGUUGAGGAGCCUAUUGAAGAGCCUAAGGAGGGUGAGAAGAAGGACGGUGAUGCUAUGGAUACCGAUGCAGCCAACGACGGUGAAAAGAAGACUCGCAAGGUGAAGAAGCAAGUCCGCAAGGGUGAACUUCCUAUCACCGCCGGCACUCCCAGCCUGGAAGAGGUUACCAAGAAUGCCUGGACCGAGAAGGAGAAUGCUAUGGCAAUGGAGGACAAGCUUGUUGCCGACACUGAUGAGAAGAAGAACGAGCUCGAGUCCUACAUCUACGAGCUUCGUGACAAGAUCGAGACCACCUACUCGGAGUUCGCCAGCGAGGAAGAGAAGGAUAAGUUGCGCUCGAAAUUGACCGACUCUGAGGAUUGGCUUUACGAGGAUGGCGAAGACACCACCAAAGCCAUCUACGUUGCCAAGAUGGACGAGAUCCGCUUCAUUGCUGGACCUAUUAUUCAGCGAUACAUGGACAAGAUCGAGAACGAGCGCCUGACUGUGUUGAAGGCUAAGGAGGAAGAGGCAGCCAAGAAGCGCGAGGAACAAGAGGCCAAGCGAAAGGCUGAAGAGGAGGCUAAGAAGGCCGCUGAGGGACAGAAGACUGAGGCACCAGAUACCGAGAUGAAGGAUGCCCCAGCUGCCGAGGGCGAGGCCAAGGCCGACGUCGAAUAA
This is a messenger RNA of Talaromyces atroroseus, 2169 nucleotides long. RefSeq names its product Heat shock protein hsp88. Lineage: Eukaryota; Fungi; Ascomycota; Eurotiomycetes; Eurotiales; Trichocomaceae. The record is from RefSeq and is a predicted model, not a curated record. The transcript is spliced from 5 exons. Gene Ontology annotation, biological process: protein folding. Gene Ontology annotation, cellular component: cytosol; nucleus. Bases 1 to 2169 code for a protein of 722 amino acids. Gene Ontology annotation, molecular function: ATP-dependent protein folding chaperone; ATP binding.